Messenger RNA from Myotis lucifugus (little brown bat), 519 nucleotides. RefSeq names its product IQ motif containing F3 (gene IQCF3). NCBI's taxonomy places the organism in Eukaryota, Metazoa, Chordata, Mammalia, Chiroptera, Vespertilionidae. The record is from RefSeq and is a predicted model, not a curated record. Gene Ontology annotation, molecular function: calmodulin binding. The transcript is spliced from 3 exons. The coding region runs from base 1 to 519 and encodes 172 amino acids.
AUGAGGAAGCGGUUGACAGAGAAGCAGGACAAGGAGGAAGGGGAGGAGGUGAGAAGACGGUCACUGAAGAAGAAGACGGAGCUUCAGAGAAGGCGACUCCUGGAAAUAAAGGCGAAGUCCGACGCGGCCGGCCGGAUCCAGGCCUGGUGGCGCGGCACGCUGGUGCGGCGGACCCUGCUGGCGGCCGCGCUCCGCGCCUGGAUCAUCCAGCAGUGGUGGCGCGGGCUGCUGUGGCGGCGGGGGUGCGCGCUGCGGCGGGGGCUGCUGCAGAUCUACGCGGCCGAGGAGCUGGGCGCCGUCCGGCUGCAGUCCUGGUUCCGCAUGUGGCAGUGCCACCGGAGCUACGGCCGGCUGCGCGGCACCGGCUGCCUCUCCCGGGACCCCCAGAGCGGCUUCCGCUUCCAGAUCCAGGAGGCUCCGCAGGAUCCCCAGGACCCGCGGGCCCUGCAGCCUCCGCAGGCGCAGCGCCCGGGGGGUGCCAAAGACCCGGAGUUCCGCGUGGAGAUUCUCUCCGUGUAG